AUGCCGCCGCCGCAUGACCUCCAGGCGGAAUCGCUCCGCCAUGGCAGCGUACGGUAUGUGCUGGAAGUCGCUCCAUCGAUGCUGCGGGAGAGCGACGUCAUCAGCGACAUCUUGAUCGAGCGCAUUCGGUCCCAGGAAGACUCGGAAGAAGCAGUGAACGCGAUAUUACGGCUCAUGAGUCUACACCUUCAAUCCAACGCCCACAUCACGGAACAGCUAGUCGAGCUGCUCUUCACGUCCGACUACCGCCUGUGCAUCAUCAACCAUCUUCCCAAGUUGACAUACCAGUCCCACGAGUGCACUGCAAUGGUACUCGAUGCCUACCGCGACCUGUUGGAGUCAGACAGUACGCUCGUGGUACCCAUCUUGGGAUCCUUAGCAGAUAUGCCGCUCACCCCAGAUCAACAGAACGCUGUGGUGACCAUGACUCAAACGUUGAUGCUAAGCAUUGACGAAGUCGACAUUCCCGUAGUUGUUCGCGGGAUGCUUGCCAUGAUUACAUCUUCCAAUGGAGACACCCUCAUCGGAAGCAUUCGCGAGCAGUGUCUGGACUUGAAUACACACACGCUACUCCUUGUCGUCGAGGUCAUGGGCCCAUUCUUGCGCCAAGGAUCGCCGUCACUCAAGUACAUUCUCCGCGCCAUGCGCAACGCCGACAAGCUCACGCCUAUCGACGGUAUCUGGCUCGUCCUCCUCCACGCACAAGAUCCAAUCACAGCCUGGCAUGCCUUGACACGUCUGGGCCGCAAGUGCACCCAGACAUGGCUGGAAUCGACCGCUGACCUUGCCAUUCCAGCAUCCCUCGUCCAUCCGUUUAUCCAGUUUUGUUUGCUCGUCGUCCACAGCGGAUUUGCCAAGCCAACGCUGGCAUCGCUCAGACCGUAUCUCGUCGUCUCCGGCGUACGAACCGUCGCGUACGUCAUGGCUCACACCCCCCCAGGGUCUUCCGUCCAGCACGAAGCCCUUGCGACUCUACUCACAUUGACCACGCAAAGCCACAAGUUCACCUCGUCGACAAAACAGCAGGAGCUCCGAUGGCACGUCCCUCGCGCUGCGGCGAUCUGCAUCGCUGACGCCGUUGCAUGCCUUCCCCCAGCCUCAGGCCACGUCAUCCUUGACACGAUCUACAUUUUGAGUGCGGCCAACGACGUCGCGUUUCUCCACGUUGUGGACACACUCUGCUUCACGCUGGUCCAACUCGUGGCGCGCGAUCCGUCCGCGCUGUACGCGCUGGUCCUGCUGACCAUACAAAAGCACAUCCUUGGCCACCACACGACCUUUCAGAUCACGGCCAUGCUCCUGGCGUCGCAUUUGUCGUACGCCAACCAACUCGAGCCUCUCGAUGCCCGCGCCAUCACGGCGUGGAUGCAUCGGCUCUUCCACACCGCCCCACUCCAGAUGGUGUCGUUUAUCUGUGCCUACUUGAGCGUGCAACAAGACAACCGCGAGGCGGACGAAGCAAUCGGCCCGCUGCACAAGCGCAGCAGUGGCCUGGCUCUGCUUGUCCCGGCCCUCUUUCGUCGAGGCAUUGUGAGUGGCACUCCGUUGACAAAAAUGUCGACGUUCUCGGCCCAGAGUUUCCGUGUCGAUGUGACUCGAUUCGUGGCGACGCAUGUGUCCGACAGCGGCGACGUCAAGGUCGAAGCGCUCCAUGCUCUGCUCGACAUGGUGCAUUGCGUUGUGGUGCAUGCCAUGCGUGAGGCCGAGACGGAUGCAGACAAGUUGAUGUCGUUGGAAAAGUUCCUGCCUCCGGACGUCUCGAUCGACUCGAGGGAUGGAGGAGCGAGACCAACGAGUCCAGAGGACGACGUUGGCACGCGUCAAUGCCUCCUCAUGGUCGCCAUUGGCGUCUGCAACGGUCUGCACCCCCACGUCACUCUAAGCCCCCACGCAGAUGACCGCAACACACCGCUGUUCACCAAGCUCCAAACUCAGUUUCUUGUGGCGUACGCGUUAGCGACUGCGCUGGACAUGACGUCGACGUUGGUUGUUCUGAGCCAUCAAGCGGUGCUCGACCUAACGCAUGUCGUGCCAUAUCCAGCCAUCCAUGUGCUGCACCUCAUGCUGCAGCACCGUCCUGCCCACACUGCCAUGGCGUCGCCACACUCGACGCACAAGCCAUCCGUUCACAACGACAACGACGACCACCACCACUGGCAGCUCUACGGCACAUAUACCAACCUCCACGACCAUGUGGACAUGUACUUGCCGCACUUGCCGCACUGGAUGGCGCUCGUCCUCACAUAUGGCCACCACGAGCACCAGCCGACACACGCCGAGACACUUGUUCAACUGUACACGAUUCUUCGGCAGUUGCUGCUGGACUUUCCCGAGCACACGGACGCGAUUUUGGCGGCGCUGUCGUCGCGCAUCGACGCGUCGGCACGCUCGACGGUAUUUGAAUGGCUCCAUGAACAAGCCACCGAACAGCUUCAGGAUGCUCAAGCGAUCGUGGUUGUCCUGGAUUUGCAAGUGGCGGUCGCAGGACCGUCGACGGCGCUGCGCCACGAAACAGCGCGCCUCGCCCACUCUGUCGCAAAGCAUGUUUUUCCCGACGCCGCCCUCGACUUGGCCACGUGGAAACCACACAUCAGUCGACCGAUCGCAGCGACGACCGCACUCCAUCCGACUCCAGUGUCGCUCGACCUUCCGCCGUCGACGAACUCCCUCGCGAGCUCCACGUACUAUAUCCAUCACGCAGUUGUGACGGCGUACGCGCUGCACCCGACCCCAACGGUCUUCCUCAAAGAGAUCCUGGACGCGCUGUGCGACAUGAUCGAGACCCCGGACCGUUGCCAUCCCACGUACAGAAGUCUCACGCGCCACACGUUUCGGCUGCUGCUGACCACACAUUGGCAGUGUCUGCUGCACCACGUCCCAUCGCACGUACUCAUCCGCAUCGGGGAGCACGGCGACGACGCCUCGGUCCACGAGAAGAACCCGUUUGCACACGUUGUCAUGGGGUUUUCGCUCGUCGCAGACAGCUUUGCCGCGGUCCCCAAGGCCAUUCAAGCGAAUGUCGAUGUCGCGCUCGCGCCAAAGACGUACGUUUUUACAGUCCCAUGCUGGAUCUGGUCAUGUGGAACGGACUUGAGAGUGUCGUGUGGGUGUUUAUGUGUGGCGACAGGAUCGGGCUCAUGCUGAAAGCGUGCCAAGUCGUGUGCGAGCAAAUGGUGAAAGGCGUUGACCGAUGCCUCAAGUGGCGCCAGACGACUGCUUUGGACAAUCCGAACGGGGAUGUGCGCCACAUGAGCCCGGUGCUCCUCCAGAUGGACCUGGCGCUGGCCGAAAUGGAAAAGUAUGUGGUUACGGUGCAGCACCUGGCGCUGCAUCAGUGGAAGGCGGCGGCAAAGCCAGACAAGUCGAAGCUACAGAAGCUCGUGGACCAUCCGUCCAAAAAAUCCACCACCCCGGCUUUGCCCGCCGGACAAGUGAAGUUCAUCCCGCAAGUGCUGCGGUGGAUUCAACGGACACAGCUCUCCCUCGCCAAGACGCAACAACAGUAUUCGAUCCCGGUGGGGUCGGAUCUUGACUUGGCGGACAUGGUCGUGUGGCCCCGCGGCGGCUACGACUGGGAAUCGGGUCGGGAUCGUGGAGCGAUGUCCGACAGAUGGAGACACAUGACCACAUACGAAUACGACGAGGAAGAGAAGGAAGAGGUCGAGGAACACGACGGGCAAGACGACAACGGGCAAGACGACGAUGCCAACGACUACGGCGACCUGGAUGGAUUUUUCGCGUCCGUCACUCGAAAGACAACUGUCCAAGCGCUGCAAACGCCGCAAAAAGAGAAGAGGACCUCUGACUUGCACGACAACGACGCGUUCGGGUUUCCUUCCAUCGUUGUCGACUUCAAAGCCACCAAGAGAAGGACAACGAAGCCGUCUGUCGACCCUUAAUCAAACGCGAUUCCACACACACACUGUGGCAUGGAUAGGCUGUAGCAGUGUCGAAAGAGCAGCCCCUUGCGACCACGUUUCGACCAUGCGGGACUGGGCCGCCGCCAGGAACUCCCUCGCCCGUGUCGUACAAAAUAUGCAAAAAUGGAAUCGGUCAAAAUAUCGCG
This is a messenger RNA of Aphanomyces invadans, 4066 nucleotides long. RefSeq lists its product as hypothetical. The transcript has 9 exons. Bases 1 to 3144 code for a protein of 1047 amino acids. The record is from RefSeq and is a predicted model, not a curated record. Lineage: Eukaryota; Oomycota; Saprolegniomycetes; Saprolegniales; Verrucalvaceae.